This is a messenger RNA of Spinacia oleracea (spinach), 1210 nucleotides long. RefSeq lists its product as uncharacterized. The record is from RefSeq and is a predicted model, not a curated record. The transcript is spliced from 7 exons. The coding region runs from base 1 to 1071 and encodes 356 amino acids. Lineage: Eukaryota; Viridiplantae; Streptophyta; Magnoliopsida; Caryophyllales; Amaranthaceae.
AUGACUUCAAAGAUGUCUCUAUUGGUAUGUUGGUCUAUAGUAUCAACUAUUGUAUUGGGAUUAUUGUGUGGAGUACAUGGAUCAUCGUUCUACAAACAACAAUCGACUCUUACUACUAUUAAGACUGGGGAAGGACAAGUUUAUGAUUGUGUGGAUUUCUAUAAGCAACCUGCUUUUAAUCAUCCAUCGUUAAAUAACCAUAUUCCUACCGUAAAUAUAACUUCUCUACAAAGAAAAGCAAGAAAACUCGAGAAUCUCGGACUCAAAGAUGGUUGUCCAAUAGGGACUGUGCCUAUUUUAAGACUUUCCAAUGUCAAUAAGUCACUUUCUAUGGAUUCUACUUUAAAUGGAAGACAUUGUAAUGCUGGUUUUCGAGUGGAUGCUAAACAAGGUUUAAAAUUAUUGGGUGCACACGGUACAACAGGUCUUUGGAAACCUUUAGUAUAUGGGAAUGAGUGGUCAGUCUCUCGAAUGAAAAUUCUAAAUGGACCUGAUAGUAUUGAAGCCGGAUGGAUGGUGAAUCCAAAUCUAUACAACGAUCUUGAAGCACACCUUUAUGCAAGGUGGACGGCUGGAUCGAGUGGAUGCUUUAAUCUUCUAUGCUCGGGCUUUGUUCAAGUGUCGACUAAUGUGCCUUUAGGCAUAAUCCCUCACGAUUACUCUCAUAUAGGUUGGGACAAUCAAACUGGUUGGAUCAUAUCUAUUGACAAGAAUUUGAAUGAUGGAAAUUGGUGGCUGACAAUAGAUGCAGACAAAAAACAAGUUGGAUAUUGGCCCAAAAGUCUAUUUACAUCUUUGUCGGAAUCGGGUUCUCGGGUCGAAUGGGGCGGAGAGAUUGACAAUCCGGAUUCAAAUACUCCUCCUUAUAUGGGUAGUGGUCAAAAGGCCAUGAAGGACACUAGACAAUCGGCAUUGUACUGCCAAAUUGGAGUUUUUGCUGAUCAAAAGGGUCAAGUUCCCGCCGAAUUAUAUACGGACUGCGAUGAAUAUACAAGCAUUGAUGCUGGAUAUCAAGGAGAUUUUUGGGGUCGUCUUAUAUUUUAUGGAGGUCCAUACAAGAAAAUUGGAUAACAUAUAUUGUACCAUUACUUUGGUAUGUAAUUGUGGUAACUCUUUGUUUUAUUUGUAAUCGUGUAGUAAGUACUCCAAAAUGUUACGGAGUACAUAAUUCGGCUACAUAAUUUUGUUAUAAUUAUGGAAUAAAAUUUAU